This is a messenger RNA of Solea solea (common sole), 1510 nucleotides long. It is a transcript of the gene lyar, whose product is annotated as Ly1 antibody reactive homolog (mouse). The transcript has 8 exons. Gene Ontology annotation, molecular function: DNA binding. The record is from RefSeq and is a predicted model, not a curated record. Gene Ontology annotation, cellular component: nucleolus. Lineage: Eukaryota; Metazoa; Chordata; Actinopteri; Pleuronectiformes; Soleidae. Bases 315 to 1355 code for a protein of 346 amino acids. Gene Ontology annotation, biological process: rRNA processing; negative regulation of transcription by RNA polymerase II.
UGCGUCGGCACGGUCACGUGUGUUUUGAAAAGUGAAUGCGGACGAGAAGAGGGAUGAGAAGCCUCGUUGCGUUUGAGCGAGACGCUGAAACAGAAACAAAUUUAGCUCGUUGUGUUUAUACGAUUUGAUAGAAUACCAGCUGCGGCUUGCUGCCCUGGCUUAGUUAAGCAACUGCCAGCUCUCUGUGGCGUUAGCGUUACAUUUGUUUCGCCAUCAUUAGCUCGUAUUAGCGCAGGGACGGGUCUCGCGCUGGAGUUUCAGUAACAGACAAACACAAGUUUAUAAGUGUCUUUUUAAAUUUUUUUAUUAACAAAAUGGUGUUUUUCACAUGUAACGCGUGUGGCGAAUCACUGAAAAAGGCUCAAGUGGAUAAACACGUGAGCAUGUGCCGGGGUUGCCAGGUCCUGUCCUGCAUCGACUGUGGAAAAGACUUCUGGGGUGAUGAUUACAAGAACCACAAUAAAUGUAUCAGUGAAGAUCAGAAGUAUGGAGGCAAAGGCUAUGAGGCCAAGGCCAACAAAGGAGAUGUGAAACAGCAGCAGUGGAUCCAGAAAGUCAACGAGGCCAUGAACAAACCUGGCAUCAGUGCGAAGCUAAAGGAUGUUCUCAGACAAGUCAGUACGUAUGAUAAUGUCCCAAGAAAGAAGGCAAAGUUUCAGAACUGGAUUAAAAACAGUCUUAAGAUAAACAACGCCAGCCUUCACGAUGAAGUCUGGAACAUUCUUGCUGCAGCUGAUGCUGCUCCGGAGGUUGUCCCACAGCAGACCAAGAAAGAAGAACCCACAGCAGCUGAGGUCAACGUGCCCGCUAAUGAGAAUGAGGAUCAGAACGGUCAGGCAAAUGGUGAGAAGAAGAAGAAGCUGAACAAAAGGGAGCGUAAGGAAGCUCGUCAGCAGAAGAGUGGGAAAGCCACGAAGGCCGCUUUGACACAAGAGCAAGAGGAAGACCAUGCAGGCAAGAAGAAGAAAGGCGAUAAAAAGAGAAAGCACAGCAGUGAGGACGGAGACGAAGAGCAGAAUGGCUGCAAUGGUGGAAAUGAGACAAUUAACAAGAAAAUGAAGAUUGCAGAAAUGGCAGAGGUUGCUGAUAUAACCAUGUCAGAAGACACUGAGGAUCAAACGGCUUCCAAAGGCAAAUUCAACUGGAAGGGGAAUAUCAAAGCAGUACUGAGAGACUCGCCUGACCAGGAACUGUCAGUCAAGAAACUAAGAAAGAAGAUUUUGGCGGCCUACUACACUUUCACUGGUGAAGGAAACUUUAAGAAGGAGGAGGAGGUGUUCGCACUGUUCAACAAGAAGAUCAAUAAUAAUCCCAAAUUUAGAGUUUUAAAAGACAAAGUGAAACUUGUAAAGUAGACUUGUUUAUCCCAUCACCUGACAUGAUAUGUACAUUUUCAUAGACAUGUAAAAUUGUAAAAUGUUAGGCUAUUAAUUGCCCACUGUCCUUCCCUGGAAGUUUUACACCGUAUGGCAUAAUCUUGAAGAUUAAACCAUUUUUCUUAAUAAGUGAA